UUCAAUUUUUUUUUUGAUGCAUGCAUUCUCUGGGAUCCUCUCGUUUGACCUGUAAUUACGUCCAACAGUUGAUUGACCGAACUCGCCUGCAAACGUGAACUCGUAGGAACGUAGCAAGACCCCAUCGGGCUUUUGUGAUUAGAGAGCACAAUUACACAUCCACACAGAUCAUAUUGAGCCGUCCAUCCCUGAACAGGAAGCAAACACAGUUAGCAUCGUCAUCUACACCCGUUUCACGAAACUAGCAAUGGGAGCAAGCUGUUGUAAAGAAGAAGCAAUUGACUUCAACUCUGAGAUCGAGCUUUCGCACUUCCAUCUGCUUCGCUCUGUGGGGAAGGGCGCCUUUGGCAAGGUCCGUGUUGUGCAGCACAAAAAGAGCAAGGAGAUUUAUGCUCUCAAGUACAUUAACAAGGCAAAAUGCAUCCGCAUGCGUGCGGUCGAGAACAUUAUCCAGGAACGGCGGCUACUGGAAGAGGUCGAGUUCUCGUUGAUCUGUAAUCUUCGGUACGCAUUCCAGGACGACGAAAAUAUGUUUAUGGUACUGGACUUGAUGCUGGGUGGAGAUCUUCGGUUCCAUUUGGAGAGAGCUGGACCAAUGAAGGAAGAUGUUGUUCGGUUUUAUGUCGCAGAGUUGGCCCUGGCACUGGAUGCGUUGCAUGCACGGAGGAUUAUUCAUAGGGAUUUGAAGCCAGACAAUGUCCUGCUGGACGAGCAUGGGCAUGUCCAUCUGACGGACUUUAACAUUGCAGUCUACUUCAAUCCAGCAAAGCCGUUGAUGUCAAUAGCCGGAAGCAUGGCUUAUAUGGCCCCAGAAGUUCUACUCAGGAUGGGCUAUCUCGAGUCAGUGGAUUGGUGGAGCCUGGGCGUGGUCAUGUUUGAGCUGCUCUUUGGGAGGCGUCCAUUUAGAGGAAAGAGCAAUGACUUGUUGACGAACUCAAUAUUGUACGAUCCUCUUCCUUUCCCCAAGAACGUGGAGACUAUAGUCAGCGCUCCGUGUCUCGAUGUACUCUCAAGGCUAUGCGAGCGAGACAUCAACAAGCGACUCGGAUGCACGUCGGGAGGGCUUGAUGAGAUCAAGAGUCACCCAUGGUUCCAAGGCAUCGAGUGGGGCAAACUCGUAUCAAAAGAGGCCAUUCCUCCAUUUGAGCCUGAUUCCAAACGCGCCAAUUUUGACGCGACUCAUGAAUUGGAAGAACUUCUGAUGGAGGACAAUCCCUUAAAGGCUAAGAAGCGAGCUCAGACGAGCCCAGAGAGGGAGCUCUCGGCAGAGGUGCAGAUGAUGGAAGACAAGUUCACUGUCUAUGAUUUCACAAAGGUCAAACGUUCACAUUCGCUCAGCCAACCUGCCUCCGGCGGCAAGUCUCUGCUCCGCGCCGGGUCUGCAGGCAAUGCCCGUGAGCGCAAGAAUAAUGCGAGCAGCACAACUCCGGAUGGUGUAUUAUCGACCUGGAACAGUUCCGUUCGAGUCGAGAACAUAUCUAGUGCUCCUACGAAGGCCUACUGCCCUGAGAGUCCCAGCGACCUCGUUGGACAGAAAAGGUUCAAUCCGGACGAGGACCAAAUCUCGUUGAUCAGUAUGAGCGAGGCAUCAAAUAUCAAUAUCAACAGUGCAGUACAACAAGUGCAGAUAAAAGAGCAAGAGUAUCAAUUCCCCUUAGCUGAAGUCGAAAAGGAGGCCUUGCAACAGCGAGACCAGCAACCACAGCAAGAUGGCGACUCGGUAGUUUCGCUCCCGUUGAAUAGUAUGACUAUAGCAGGACCACUAGAGCAGCAAAGCUCACGGGACCAUUUCGCCAGCGGUGUGCUUUCAGAGUAUGUGGAUUCGCCUACUCCCACAUCUCCGUCUAUCUCCUCCGGGUACUCGACCACAUCAACGUCGCCGACGACCUAUAACAACUCUCCAGCUGCACAAAAAUCUAGAAUCCUUGGUCAAUCACUUUAUUCAACUCCCGACUCGGGAAUGUCACUUUCGAGUAUGGCCAACGUCGGCUCAGAAGCGGCUCUGCUGAUGGAUUCAGCCUCGAUCCCUACACCAAUCUCUAUGCGCACAAGGGCUUUGAGGGACCGACAGCUAUCGCAGAACAUCAAGGGCGGACGUGCGUUUGAACUGAACGCACAGGCACAACAGGAGAAACAGCAGUACCAGGCUUCUGUACAUGCUCGGCCCUUGAGCACAUAUACGGCCAGUAACGCGGGGUCAUUGCACGAAAGUCCGUUGGACUCCUAGGACGCAAAACCGAUGGCACUGGGACGUCAGCGCCCAUUCAGGGCGUCA
This is a messenger RNA of Gamsiella multidivaricata, 2275 nucleotides long. RefSeq names its product kinase-like domain-containing protein. NCBI's taxonomy places the organism in Eukaryota, Fungi, Mortierellomycota, Mortierellomycetes, Mortierellales, Mortierellaceae. Gene Ontology annotation, molecular function: protein serine/threonine kinase activity; ATP binding. Gene Ontology annotation, biological process: intracellular signal transduction; peptidyl-serine phosphorylation. The transcript has 6 exons. The record is from RefSeq and is a predicted model, not a curated record. Bases 248 to 2227 code for a protein of 659 amino acids.